AUGCACACCACUGAAGUCGAGUCUGUGCCGCGGAGGAAUCCCUUCAAGAACCAAUGGAGAACAAAUCUUCCCUCGUUUCAUGAUUGUUUGGCGUCAUUGGGUUCCCGGGAAAAUUUUCGUAGCUUUGGUGAAGUGUUGGCCGCGGUCAGUCCGCCGCCACGGGAAAUUUUUGGGUCACCAUGUGCGCUCAAUUCACCAAAGAUGAAUGCAAAGCUAGACUUUUCAUUUUUUACUUUGGAGUUGUCAGAUACCACAUUGCCAGGAACUCCUCCCCAUCCGGUGGAGCGGUAUCAACAGAGCUGCGCUUCCUCAACAGAGCGAACACCGCGAAUCAGUGAUGAGGAAGAGCAGGGCGAGGGGAUUUCUUUAACACCCCGUCAACUCCCUCCAUUAUGCCCCAAUGCCUCGCCCAUUGCACAUAGUCCUUCCGCCGUGGGGGGAUCUUGUUCAGCCCCGAGAACAGAACCACAAGAAGUGUGGCUCACGCAUUCUGUUGAGCGUGCGCAUCCAGCAUUACUGAAGGAGGGAGGGAAUUUAGAAACUUUGCUUGUGAUGGAAAAUUCCCCUGCCUCAAUUGACCAUUGCGCUCGUUGUGGAGGAGUGACUCCCUUGAUAUCAGGUGGAGAUUUUUUCUCAGGAAACGACAACGGAGUGGGCCAGUGGGGUUGUAUCAAUCAGCGUGUAAACAGUAUUAUCCCUCCCUUGUGUGAGUGGAGUGACGGGAAAUGGCUCCGUGACCCUAUAAACUGUUACGGCGAUUUUGCAUACCAUCAUCCUCUUAUCUAUCGAGUUUCUGCGGGUGCAGCAAGGGACGAUGUAAUAAGGGAGAUGCGUUUCCUUUAA
This is a messenger RNA of Trypanosoma cruzi, 843 nucleotides long. RefSeq lists its product as uncharacterized. The record is from RefSeq and is a predicted model, not a curated record. Lineage: Eukaryota; Euglenozoa; Kinetoplastea; Trypanosomatida; Trypanosomatidae. Bases 1 to 843 code for a protein of 280 amino acids. The transcript has a single exon.